UCUUACGGUCCUCCGAGGAUGUCUGCGUGCGAAGACGACCCCUGGACCUCUUGAUUCCCUCAUCGUUGCAAGUUACCCGGCUUACGUUUCCCAUACGGCAUCACGAUGACCAGUGCAAUCAAGAGCGACGAGCAGCUCCAACUCUCCGAGGGGCAGAUGACCUUCUUUGCCCAGAACGGAUACCUCAUCCUUCGCGGGCUCCUCAACGAGCAUGAGCAGGCGGAUCUGAUAUCUUGGACGGCGGAGGUCAAGGAAUGGCCAAACACGCCUGGAGCACACAUGCCAUACGAGGAGAUCGACAAAUAUGGUCGCCGCUUCCUCACACGCACAGAGAAUUAUGCAAAUUUUCACGACGGCUUUAAUGCACUCCUUCGUGGUACGCGGUUGCGGUGCAUGCUCGCCCAGUUGUCGGGCGAGGAGAUGGUCCUUUUCAAAGAGAAGAUCAACUACAAAGCUCCCGGGGGCGGCGGAUUUGACCCGCAUACCGACUCCCCGGCAUACCAGCACAUUGCCGCUCUCAAGCACCUUACGAUCCUAAUCGCUGUUGAGCCUGCGACGGCGGAAAACGGGUAUCUCGAGGUUGUCGCUGGCUCGCACUUGAUCCGCGACAUUCCGCUAAACAAAGACCACACCAUCAAGAAGGAGUGGGAGGAUGGACAUGAGUGGGUGCCGGUGCCGCUGGAUACAGGAGAUAUGCUCAUCUUCGGGUCAUUCCUCGCGCACCGUUCUGGACCAAACAACUCUCCACAUGGGCGGGCUGCUAUUUACGCCACUUACAAUGCGAUGAGCGAAGGUGGAGAUCAACAUGACGACUACUACGCUCACAGAAGAAAAAUUUGGCCGCCAACAUUCGAGCGCGAGCCGGGAAAGCGGUACAAGGAGGGAUUCGACCUCUAUGCAUGGGGCACACCGAUGACAACAGUGGAAACGGCGGUGUAGUGGAUGAUCGCCGCGUGCUGAGGGUAAUAAAUGACCGAAUAAAGGGAACUGCGAGAUAGACCA
This is a messenger RNA of Dacryopinax primogenitus, 1002 nucleotides long. RefSeq names its product PhyH-domain-containing protein. The transcript has 4 exons. The coding region runs from base 106 to 939 and encodes 277 amino acids. The record is from RefSeq and is a predicted model, not a curated record. NCBI's taxonomy places the organism in Eukaryota, Fungi, Basidiomycota, Dacrymycetes, Dacrymycetales, Dacrymycetaceae.